Molecule: messenger RNA, 1506 nt
Organism: Cokeromyces recurvatus
Lineage: Eukaryota; Fungi; Mucoromycota; Mucoromycetes; Mucorales; Mucoraceae
Product: tubulin alpha-1 chain
Exons: 5
Coding region: 48-1397 (449 amino acids)
Biological process (GO): microtubule cytoskeleton organization; nuclear division; nuclear migration by microtubule mediated pushing forces
Cellular component (GO): nucleus; microtubule; cytoplasm
Molecular function (GO): GTP binding; structural constituent of cytoskeleton
Source: RefSeq, a predicted model, not a curated record
AUUUUUCAGUACCUUUUUUAUUCAUUAAAGAAAUAAGUUAAUUUAAAAUGAGAGAAAUUAUUUCACUUCACGUAGGUCAAGCUGGUGUUCAGAUCGGUAAUGCUUGUUGGGAAUUAUAUUGUCAUGAGCAUGGCAUUUUACCUGAUGGUCGUUUUCCUGAAGGUUCUCACAUUAAUGAUCACUCCUUUGAAACUUUCUUUUCAGAAACUGAAGGUGGUAAGCAUGUUCCUCGUACUGUUAUGGUUGAUUUAGAACCUUCUGUUAUUGAUGAAACUCGUACUGGUGCUUAUAAACAGCUUUUCCAUCCUGAACAAUUAAUUAGCGGUAAGGAAGAUGCUGCUAAUAAUUAUGCUCGUGGUCAUUAUACCGUUGGUAAAGAAAUAGUAGAUAAUGUUUUGGAUCGUAUUCGUAAAUUAGCAGAUAACUGUUCGGGCCUUCAAGGUUUCUUGGUCUUCCACUCCUUUGGAGGUGGUACAGGUUCUGGUUUUGGAGCUUUGUUAAUGGAGCGUUUGUCUGCGGAUUAUGGUAAAAAAUCCAAACUUGAAUUUUCUGUCUAUCCUGCACCUCAACUCUCAACAUCCGUUGUUGAACCUUACAACUCUAUCUUGACUACACAUACUACGUUGGAACACUCUGAUGUCUCUUUCAUGGUUGAUAACGAAGCCAUCUAUGAUAUCUGUCGUCGUAACUUGGAUAUUGAGCGUCCUACAUACUCCAACUUGAAUCGUUUGAUUGCUCAAGUUGUCUCUUCUAUUACUGCUUCUUUACGUUUUGACGGUUCUUUGAAUGUCGAUUUGAAUGAAUUCCAAACCAACUUGGUUCCUUAUCCUCGUAUCCACUUCCCCUUGGUUACUUACGCACCUAUCAUUUCUUCUGCCAAGGCUUAUCAUGAACAAAUGUCAGUCCCUGAAAUUACUUAUUCAUGUUUUGAACCCAAUAACCAAAUGGUCAAGUGUGAUCCUCGUAAUGGUAAAUAUAUGGCCUGUUGUUUAUUGUAUCGUGGUGAUGUUGUGCCUAAGGAUACCAAUGCUGCUAUUGCAGCCAUUAAGACAAAACGUACUAUUCAAUUUGUUGAUUGGUGUCCUACUGGCUUUAAGGUAGGUAUUAACCAUCAACCUCCAACAACUGUACCUGGUGGUGAUCUUGCUAAAGUUCAACGUGCUGUUUGUAUGUUAUCUAAUACAACAGCUAUCGCUGAAGCUUGGGCACGUCUUGAUCACAAGUUUGAUUUGAUGUAUGCUAAGCGUGCCUUCGUUCAUUGGUAUGUUGGUGAAGGUAUGGAAGAAGGCGAGUUCUCUGAAGCUCGUGAAGAUUUGGCUGCUCUCGAAAAGGAUUAUGAAGAAGUUGGUGCCGAUUCUCUUGGUGAUUCUGAAAUGGAAGAAAAUGAAGAAUAUUAGAUAUUUUUAUUGUUUAUUAUCCUCUUAUCUUUUUUACUAAUUCUUAAUAUGUUAAAUUCAUCAUGUAUAAACACAUCAAUAAAAAAAUCAUUUAAUUAUGUUAAAAUUC